GCCAACUGCGUAGGAACGCACCUCGCUCUGCAACUGUGACAGUCUAGCCUCUCUCUCCCCGUAUUUUAAUCCCUGGCUCCUGUACCCUGAGCUGUCUCCACUGCUACCCUGCUAGAGAAGAGUACGUCUGCUUGCAAAGUGGGAGGAUGAAUCUGUGGGUAGACCUUCUGUUCAUCUCACAGGUGCUGUUGCAGCUGGGCUCCAAUGUGCAAGCUCAAGGCACAGUCUAUGACCUGCUUGUGUCACCGGACUGCUUGCCAGAUCUUCUACAGCGGGGCCUGCAGGACCAGUCAGUCGAUGAAGUUUUCAUACUCUCAACAUUUCAGCUCCAAACCAAGACCCUGACCCAGAUAUUCAACCUUUAUAACCCCAAAAAUAACAACAAGUAUUUUGAGUUUUCUGUGUAUGGGAAGCCUAACAAAGCGAUUGUGCGGUACCUGAAGGGAGACGGAAAGCUGGCCUCUGUCACCUUCAACAACAUGCCGCUGACAGACGGGCGGAGCCACGCCAUCAUGUUCCACUUGAGCGGACUGCGGAAGGGCGUCGGCAGCAUGGACGUCUACGUUGACUGCAAGCUCACGGAGACGGUGGCGGACGUGCCCGCCGCCUUCAAGGGUCUGCCCCCGGGAGAAAACACGGUGGGGCUGAGGACCAUGCCGAACAGAGCCCGUGACACCCUGGAGGACCUGAAGCUCGUUUUUGGUGACUCAGUGGACAAUGUUGCUUCUUUGCAAGAUUGCAACUUGCAUCAAAGUGACUCGCAAAUGUUGGGUGCCAAUACGAAACAGCUGUCCAAUCAGAUGAUCGAGCUCACCAGGGUGAUCUCAGAGCUGAAAGACAUCCUCCUACAGCAGGUCAAGGAAACUGCCUUCCUGAGAAAUACUAUUUCUGAGUGCCAAGCCUGCAAGCUGACUGACAGCAAUGACAAAGAUCCAGACCCGUCCGACGACGCGCCGUGCACCCCGGGGUCAUGUUUCCAGGGCAGCACGUGCGUUAGGACGAAGGACGGGGUGCAGUGCGGACCGUGUCCUGAAGGGUACACCGGCGACGGAGUGAGCUGUGAUGAUGUCGAUGAGUGCCAGUUUAACCCUUGCUAUCCCGGAGUGAAGUGCGUCAACACGGCCCCAGGCUUCAGGUGUGAGGUCUGUCCAAUUGGCUUGACCGGAACACCUGUCGAGGGAGUGGGCAGGGCAUACGCACUAACACACAAGCAGACAUGUAAGGAUGUAGAUGAAUGCGCAGGACCCAGCAAUGGAGGCUGCACUGCCAAUUCUCACUGCCAUAACACUGUGGGCUCGUUCUACUGUGGGACCUGUAAGACCGGAUUCACGGGAGACCAGGGGAGUGGCUGCCGCCCUGAGGGAACCUGCGGGGGGGACGACCAGGUGAACCCCUGCGGGGACAACGCUAACUGCGUGGUGGAGAGGGACGGCUCCAUCAGCUGUGUGUGUGGCAUCGGCUGGGCUGGCAAUGGCUACCUGUGUGGAAAGGACACUGAUAUUGACGGAUAUCCUGACGCAAAGCUCUCGUGCAAGGAUGAUAAAUGCAAAAAGGACAAUUGUGUCUACAUCCCCAACUCUGGCCAAGAGGACGCGGACCAGGACGGCCAAGGUGAUUCGUGCGAUAGAGACGCGGAUGGGGAUGGCAUUUUGAAUGAGGACGACAACUGCUGGCUGAAGCCCAAUACCGAUCAGAGGAACAGCGACAAGGAUAACCACGGCGACGCCUGUGACAACUGCCGCACCACGGACAACCCUGACCAGCGGGACACGGACGGCGACGGCAAGGGGGAUGCCUGUGACGACGACAUCGAUGGGGACGGUAUAAAAAACAUCUUGGACAACUGCCAGAGAGUCCCGAACUACAACCAGCUGGACAAAGACAAUGACGGAGUUGGAGACGCUUGUGACAGCUGUCCCGGCAUUGCCAACCCCAACCAGUCAGAUGUUGACGACGAUCUGGUCGGAGACUCUUGCGACACCAACCAAGACAGCGAUGGCGACGGCCACCAGGACUCCAAGGACAACUGUCCCAACGUCAUCAACAGCUCGCAGCUGGACACGGACAAAGACGGCCUCGGGGAUGAGUGUGACGAUGAUGACGACAACGACGGCAUCCCCGACCUCCUGCCGCCGGGACCAGACAACUGCAGGCUGGUGUCCAACCCCGACCAGAUUGAUGCCAACAACGAUGGAGUGGGAGAUAUCUGCGAUAAAGACUUUGACGACGACCGGGUGAUUGACAUCAUGGACAACUGCCCCGAGAACGCAGAGGUCACCCUGACGGACUUCAGGGCCUACCAGACCGUGGUGCUGGACCCCGAGGGCGAUGCUCAGAUCGACCCCAACUGGGUGGUCCUCAACCAGGGUAUGGAGAUUGUACAGACAAUGAACAGUGAUCCCGGCCUUGCGGUUGGUUACACGGCCUUCAGCGGGGUGGAUUUCGAAGGCACCUUCCACGUGAACACGGCGACGGAUGACGACUACGCCGGCUUCAUCUUCGGCUACCAGGACUCGUCCAGCUUCUACGUGGUGAUGUGGAAGCAGACCGAGCAGACCUACUGGCAGGCCACGCCCUUCAGAGCCGUGGCUGAGCCCGGCAUCCAGCUCAAAGUGGUGAAAUCCAGCACUGGACCCGGAGAACACCUGAGGAAUUCCCUCUGGCACACAGGGGACACCAGCGACCAGGUUCGGCUGCUGUGGAAGGACCCGCGCAACGUGGGCUGGAAGGACAAGGUCUCAUACCGCUGGUACCUGCAGCACCGCCCCCAGGUUGGGUACAUCCGGGUCAGGUUCUAUGAAGGCCCCUCCCUUGUGGCCGACUCCGGGGUGGUCGUAGACACCACCAUGAGAGGCGGGCGGCUGGGCGUGUUCUGCUUCUCCCAGGAGAACAUCAUCUGGUCCAACCUGAAGUACCGCUGCAAUGAUACAAUCCCGGCAGACUUUGAAGAAUAUACGGCACAGAACACGACCACCCCUCCAUACUGAUCAGUGGGAUGAAGAGCAGAAUGGCUAGAGAGAGAGGAGAAACAGAAAAUCACAUCAGUGAACUUUCAAUGGGGAUAACUGCCACACCCCUCGCAAAGGAUCCUGGGUGUAAGGUGACAACACAUGCAAUGACAGCACAAACUUGGACAGUUUAAAGAACAACAGUUGCUUAUACUUGCUGCUAGGUUUUUUUUUGUUUUGUUUGUUGAGAAUAAGCAUGUACAGAGGUAUGCUUAUAUAAAUCUUAUUUGGAAUUUAUUAUAGAACAUGGUUAGAUGUGAUAUAUAAGCUAAAAAUAUGAUGUAUUGUAAUGUUUCAGAAAGCAGUCUACAAGAGAUUUGUUGACAAUUUUUUCUUUCAAUCAUAUAAUGCAAUGUCUGGUUAAGAACUUAUUCAGACUGAAAGGAAUCUCAAAAUUAUUACUUUAUUGAAAAUUAGUAACAGAGUUAGUAACAAUAGCUUUUUAAUGUGCUUGAGGAAACUGUCUUCAUAUACAAUAUCAUCACUUCCAUUUUAUAAUUUUUACUAAUGUGAUAAUAAACACAAUUCAUAAGA
Anguilla rostrata (American eel) is the source of this 3542-nucleotide messenger RNA. Its product is annotated as thrombospondin-4-B-like. The record is from RefSeq and is a predicted model, not a curated record. Gene Ontology annotation, cellular component: extracellular region. The coding region runs from base 147 to 2987 and encodes 946 amino acids. Gene Ontology annotation, biological process: cell adhesion. Gene Ontology annotation, molecular function: calcium ion binding. NCBI's taxonomy places the organism in Eukaryota, Metazoa, Chordata, Actinopteri, Anguilliformes, Anguillidae. The transcript has 22 exons.